Molecule: messenger RNA, 857 nt
Organism: Zingiber officinale
Lineage: Eukaryota; Viridiplantae; Streptophyta; Magnoliopsida; Zingiberales; Zingiberaceae
Exons: 5
Coding region: 111-584 (157 amino acids)
Cellular component (GO): chloroplast thylakoid membrane; chloroplast inner membrane
Source: RefSeq, a predicted model, not a curated record
UUUUAUCCGCUUAAUGAGUAUAUGAGUAAUUUACUCAACCACCAGAUCACAAGCAAACUCGGUAAAAAUUAGGUUGAGGUUGCGAGGGAGCGCUGCGAUUAACCUUGCUCAUGGCGACGGCGACUUCCUUUGCGACGCCGUUCUUCACCGGUGGUUUACAGAGUAAGAAGGUCAAAUCUUUAAUUGCUCAUCAAACUCAGUUGGCUCUUCCACAGAAGCCAAAGUUGUUACAAUCCUGCCGUAGUAUGUCCGUAUGUGCUAAGUACAGCGAUGAUUCUGGAAGUGGAGGCGGUGAUUUUAUUGCUGGGUUUCUUUUGGGAGGAGCGAUCUUUGGAACUCUGGCUUAUGUAUUUGCUCCACAGAUAAGGAGGUCACUUCUCAACGAAGAUGAGCAUGGGUUUCGGAAGGCCAGGCGGCCGAUUUAUUACGAAGAAGGUUUAGGCUUAGAGGAAACUCGGCAAACACUGAACGCGAAGAUAAAGCAACUGAACAAUGCCAUCGACAAUGUUGCAUCCCGGUUAAGAGGUGGGGGGAAGGUGGCCGAACCUGCGGAAGCCGAUUCUGAGUUUGAAGCUUCGGUGUAAGCUUGUUUAUCCCUACGCAAAGUCCUAUCAACCGAAAAGAUGUAGUAUCAUAAAGCCAUUCAGUUUCUCAUGGCAAUUUGUUUUCGAAUUUACAAAUUGCAUAUUGCGUUUCAGCCAGGGCGUUACUUUUGAUGUUUGCUUGCAUCGCAAUUUGUUUUAAACGUGGAAAACAAACCUGCCUAAUUGUACGAAGUGAGCAUAAUUGAGGCAACCAUCGAAAGAACAUUGAUUUUCUUCUAUUGAAAUUGUUAAAAGAAAGAAAUUUUUAUAUCA